This is a messenger RNA of Condylostylus longicornis, 3560 nucleotides long. It is a transcript of the gene dia, whose product is annotated as protein diaphanous. The transcript is spliced from 4 exons. The record is from RefSeq and is a predicted model, not a curated record. Gene Ontology annotation, cellular component: actin filament; cytoplasm. NCBI's taxonomy places the organism in Eukaryota, Metazoa, Arthropoda, Insecta, Diptera, Dolichopodidae. Gene Ontology annotation, biological process: actin cytoskeleton organization; actin filament polymerization. Bases 98 to 3340 code for a protein of 1080 amino acids. Gene Ontology annotation, molecular function: actin binding; microtubule binding; small GTPase binding.
UUAAGUAUUAUUGCAACUUCAUGAUAAAAAUAUUUUUAAUUUGGAUUUUGUUAUUUAGUAAUUAUCGAACGAAUAAAUAGUUAAACGACCGUGUAUAAUGUCAAAACAUGAUAAGCAAAAAUCGGGCAAUUUGCUCGAAAGUUGGUUUGGUCGACCUAAAGCUAGAUCGAAAAAUGCACCAUAUGCUGGUGGAAGGCCAACUUCGACAGAUGGUGAGUUAGAUCUAGGAGAUUUACUUUUAGAAAUAAAAAAAUUAUCGGAUAGUGAAGUGGAUCAAAGGUUUAUAGACAUUUUGGAAGAUAUGAAUAUCCCAAACGAUAAACGAUCGCCUUUGUUAUCAAAGCCAAUAUCAGAAAAAAAAGACAUGAUAUUUAUGCACUUAAAAGGGAAAAAUUCGCUUGAACAUCGCUCAAACUCAAAAUUUGAGAAACCCAAUCACUACAUAGAGUACCUUCAAGCUGGUGAGCACAGCGAACAAAAAUUUUACCAAUGCAUUGAAAAUUUGCGUGUUGCUCUAACAAGCAAUCCAAUUAGUUGGAUAAAAGAAUUUGGUGAAAUUGGUAUAAAUGAGAUAGUAAAUUUAUGGCGAAGAUGCAAACAGGAAAGAAAUUAUGACAGAAUUGAAUUCGAAUGUUUAAGAUGCUUGAAGGCUUUUAUGAAUAAUACAUGGGGCUUGAAUUUAAUUUUAAAACCUGAUCAGCAUACUGUAUUACUAUUACUUGCUCAGAGCUUAGAUCCGAGAAAACCGCAUAUUAUGACAGAGGCUCUUAAACUUUUAGCAAGUUUUUGUCUUGUUCCUGAACGAAAUGGUUAUGAAAAAGUAUUGAAGGCAAUAACAAAUUCCUUAUCCCCUACAUAUAAGAAUGGUGAGAGAUUCAGAUCGAUAGUUGAUGCGUUAUUCGUUGAUGAGCGAUUAGAUUCAAAGCGAGAUUUAUGUUGCCAUAGUUUAAUAUUUAUAAAUACAAUCACAAAUACACCAAGCGAUUUGAAUUUUAGACUGCAUUUAAGAUGUGAAAUUAUGCGCAUGGGGCUACAUGAAAAAUUAGAGAACUUGACAGAAAUUGUAGAAAAGAGUAGUAAUGAAAAUUUAAAAAAACAUUUUAAAAUUUUCAAUGAUAUUAAAGAGGAUGACGCUGAAGAGUUUAUACAAAGAUUUGAUAAUGUGAAAUUCGAAUUAGAUGAUCCGGCCGAAUGCUUUGAAGUUUUAAAAAAUUUAAUUGUAGAUACGCCUUCAGAAGCAUUUUUCUUGUCAAUUUUACAACAUUUACUUUACAUAAGAGAUGAUUAUUAUAUACGUCCAGCAUAUUAUCAAUUAAUUGAAGAAUGUGUAGCACAAAUUGUAUUCCAUAAAAGUGGUUGUGAUCCUAAUUUUGACAAUAGGAACUUUCAUAUAGAUACAUCACUUAUUUUAGACGAUAUUGUCGAAAAAUCUAAAGCAAAAGAUUUAAAGCGCGCAGAAGAAUUUGAAAAAAAAUACGAACAACUGGAAAUAGCUAAACAGGAAGCUGAAGCAAGAGCGGCUGAUUUGGAGGAAAAACUAAAACAAAUACAAACUACUGGAAAAAUACCUUCAGAUUCAAAUUCAAAGCCCGCACUUAAUAUACCAUUUCCACCACCACUACCUGGAGGAAAUAUGCCACCGCCGCCACCUCCGCCUCCUGGAGGUGCUGGGAUGGGGACUGGGGCUCCUCCUCCUCCUCCACCUUUCCCCGGUGCACGAAUGCCACCACCACCACCGCCGAUGCCUGGAGUAGGAGGAGGUCCACCACCGCCUCCACCACCGCUAGGAAUGGGUUUACGUCCUCCACCACCUCCUAUGGGAGGUUUGAAUCUAAACGCUGGACCUUCACUUCCCCCUGGAAUGAAACCCAAAACUAAAUGGAAUGUUAAAAAUCCUAUGAAACGAGCGAACUGGAAAGCCAUCGCACCAAAUAAAAUAUCUGAAAAUGCUUUUUGGAUAAAAUGUCAAGAAGAAAAAUUAGCUUCGGAUGACAUAUUAUCAGAAUUAUCAACAAGGUUUACUUCAAAACCGAUUAAAGUAGAUCAGAAGGAUUCAGUUGACAAUAAACCUACUACACUGAAGAAAAAUGUAAUCGAUUUACGGGUACUAGACUCUAAAGCUGCUCAAAACAUAUCCAUUUUACUUGGAGGAUCUUUAAAACACAUGCCCUAUGAAGAAAUAAGAUUAUGUCUAUUUAAAUGCGAUACUUCCAUUUUAACACCAAAUAUACUGCAACAAUUACUCCAAUAUUUGCCACCACCAGAUCAACUGAAAAAAUUAGUUGAAAUCAAAAGUAAAGGAGAAGAUUUAUCGAAUGUCGAACGUUUUAUAGCAACAAUUGGUGACAUCAAACGUUUAAAUAACCGUCUGAAUAGUUUGAACUUUAAGUUAACAUUACCAGAUAUGAUACAGGACAUUAAACCAGAUAUCGUGGCUGGUUCGGCUGCGUGUGAAGAAGUUAAAACAAGUAAAAAGUUCGCAAAAAUUCUUGAAAUUAUUUUAUUGUUAGGAAAUUAUAUGAAUUCCGGCAGUAAAAAUGAACAGGCCUAUGGAUUUGAAAUUAGCUUCCUAACUAAAUUAUCUAAUACGAAAGAUUUUGAAAACAAGAAGACUUUAAUGCAUUACUUAGCAGAAUUAGUUGAAACAAAAUUUAAUGAUGUUUUAGACUUUUAUGAUGAUUUGACUCAUGUUGAUAAAGCAUGCCGUGUUAGUUUAGAAACUAUUCAAAAAACUAUGAGACAAAUCAACAGCUCAAUGAAAAAUUUAGAAACAGAUUUGAAUAAUAACAAAGUUCCCCAAUGUGAAGAUGACUUAUUUGUUACAGUAAUGGGAAAAUUUGCAGAAGAAUGCGGUCAACAAGUAAAUUUAUUAGGAAAAAUGCAAGCCAAAAUGGAGAAACAGUAUAAAGAGUUAUCAGAAUAUUUUGUAUUUGAUCCUAAUAAAUACAACAUGGAAGAAUUUUUUGGUGAUAUAAAAACGUUUAAAGAUAGUUUUAUAAUGGCAUAUCAAGAAAAUGUAAAAAUUCGCGAAGAGCAAAUUAAAGCUAAAAGAUUAUUGGAAGCGAGAGAGCAAGCUCAACGUGAAAUGUUACAAAGACAAUUAAGGCAACCGACAUUAGUUGAUAUUGAUGCUGCUCAUACCCAGGAAGGAGUGAUGGAUAGUCUAUUGGAGGCAUUACAAACAGGUUCCGCUUUUGGAAAUAGGCAAAAACGUCGACCAAGACCAGCAGGUGCCGAAAGAAGAGCUCAAUUAAGUCGAAGUAGAUCCAGGACUAGAAUAAAUGCAACAAAUUUGGCUACACGAGAAAUGAUAGCCAAUGAAAUCGCACUUCAUUCAUAGCUUUUUAAACAGUAGACUUACAAAACUAAUAAUAACAAUAAAUUUUAAAGAGACUCUUAUUAUAAAUUUUUUUUUGUUUUGUAUUGUAAUUUUUUUCUGGCACAAAUUUUUCACCGUGAAAAAAAUUCCGUAAUUUAACUGAGAUAUAAAAUAUUUUGUAUACUUUAAAUAUUAAUUGUAAAUUCAUAAAUAUUUUUUAAAUGAUCUUAUAUAAAAUACU